AUAGUUGUCAUGGUUACUCCUCCAUUUGACUAGUUCAGGAUGCCUCUAUUGGAAAGCCGAUCUGUUGUCGCAAGUUGGAAUAUAGUUCUUCCGGAAGGGGAGUUUCUCAUCGAAUUUGAACACGGAACAACCUCCGGUAAACGUGUAAUAUGGAUUAAUGAAAUCGAAUACCUUCGAAGGGAUUGGAUGUUUCGUCUAGUUGGACCUGAACAUUUUCGUAUUGGACGAUUUGAUUGCAAACUGGACGUUGAACCGGACGGGACCUUUGGCUUACUUUACUCUUUAUUUAUAAAUGGUCAAAACAUAGAUGAAUUCCAAGAGUUUAACAAAAAGAAAUGGAUGACUUGGAAUGUUGAAUUUGGACCAGGAAACCGACACACUGUGUUGUUUGAAAAAGACACUACUGAUGUUUGGAUUAAUGGAAGCAAAAUUGAUUGUGAGGUUCAAUUCAUUGAUGGGGGUAACUUAACUAGAUUCUCUGUUAAUGGUACUCCAGUGGUAAUCAAAUCACUAUCAAGUGGCAAUAAAAAACAAGGAAUGAUUCACCAAUUUAUUUUGGGAAAUGAAAUUUUACAACCUGACAUCGACAGCAAAUGAGGAAUUUGAACUUUUAGUUCCAGAAGAGUAGUUGACUCAUUUCUCGGGAGCACAUUUUUAG
This is a messenger RNA of Daphnia pulicaria, 658 nucleotides long. RefSeq names its product fas apoptotic inhibitory molecule 1-like. Lineage: Eukaryota; Metazoa; Arthropoda; Branchiopoda; Diplostraca; Daphniidae. The transcript is spliced from 4 exons. The coding region runs from base 40 to 597 and encodes 185 amino acids. The record is from RefSeq and is a predicted model, not a curated record. Gene Ontology annotation, biological process: negative regulation of extrinsic apoptotic signaling pathway via death domain receptors; positive regulation of neurogenesis; canonical NF-kappaB signal transduction.